Amphibalanus amphitrite is the source of this 1131-nucleotide messenger RNA. Its product is annotated as zinc finger MYM-type protein 1-like. The record is from RefSeq and is a predicted model, not a curated record. The coding region runs from base 1 to 1131 and encodes 376 amino acids. Gene Ontology annotation, molecular function: protein dimerization activity. NCBI's taxonomy places the organism in Eukaryota, Metazoa, Arthropoda, Thecostraca, Balanomorpha, Balanidae. The transcript has a single exon.
AUGAUUCGAAAUGCACUUGACAUCACGAACGAGCUCACAUCCUUCGUCCGAAACUCUCCGAAGACGGCUGCGUUGCUCCGGCGCCUGGCACUGGGGACAGAGUCAGGGACUGGCUCUCUGCGUCCACUGUGCCCCACCCGCUGGACGUGUCGUACUGCAUCGCUGAGAAGCGUACUGGAAAACUACGAGUUCAUCAUGCACACUCUGGAAGAGGUGAGCACCGAGUCGAGCGGAGAGCACGCUCGAAGGGCGGGAGGAAUGCUGGCCCUCAUGGGUCAGUUCGACACACUGAUGGGCCUACGCAUGGCCAUCGAGGUGUUUUCCAUCGCAGAAGACCUCUCGCGUGGCCUGCAGUCGGCGACAGCGACGGUGGGAGACACACAGAAGGCAGUGACACGUGUGUGUGAGCGAUUUGACAGCAUGCGGACAACGGUGUCGUUCGACAAGACGUACAAGAAGACCGAACGAGAUGCAGAAGAGGUGGGUGUCGACGGGCCUCAGCUUCCUCGCAAGCGCAAGGUUCCCAUGAAACUGGGCGGUGGUGAUCAGCAUCCAGACGCAACGGCAAAGGAGAUGUACCGCCGACAGUUCUUUGAAGUUCUUGACCUGCUGACAAACCAGCUUAAGGAGAGGUUCACUCAGCCGACCUUCGAAAAGGCUCGUGAGGUGGAGCGCGUGUUGGAAGAUGCGAGUGCGGGGAGAGACGUCUCCGUUCCCGCCGUCGUCAGAGAGCUCUAUGGCGACGAUCUGGACCUGGCACGGCUGGAAGUGCAGCUGAAGAUGCUUCCAGAUGUGGUCGGGGGCGGCAGAAACUCGGUGCAUGAGGUACUACAGGCGCUAGUGGAUUCGAAACAGACCGGCGGUGCUGUGUUCCAGAGAAUGAUGAGUGAGGUGCUCACACUGGCUAAACUCUACCUCACCGUCCCCGUCACUACGGCUACGGCAGAGCGCUGCUUUUCGUCACUCAGACGUAUAAAGAGUUACAUCCGUUCUACCAUGGGGCAAGGCCGGCUGAAUGCCGCCAUGCUGUGCGCGACACACAGGCAGCGCGUGGAUGAACUGAACGUCGACUUGAUCGCAACUGAGUUCUUUGGUGCAAACGAUCGGCGCCGGUCGUUCUUCGGACGCUAA